Molecule: messenger RNA, 1123 nt
Organism: Elaeis guineensis (African oil palm)
Lineage: Eukaryota; Viridiplantae; Streptophyta; Magnoliopsida; Arecales; Arecaceae
Product: ethylene-responsive transcription factor FZP
Biological process (GO): regulation of DNA-templated transcription
Molecular function (GO): DNA binding; DNA-binding transcription factor activity
Source: RefSeq, a predicted model, not a curated record
UCUCCCUCUCUUCUUCUCCUCACCUUUCCAACCAAUGUCUUCCUCAAAAACCUUAGACUCAACAGCACAGAUAUCUCAAGGCCACAACCCACCCCUAGUGGGCUCCUGUCAAGCUAAGCCAUCACACUCACCAUCCUCCUCCUCCUCAUCAUCACCACCAACCACAGUCACCUCCCCUACUGAGAGGAGAGGGAGGAGGAAGCCCACAGAGCCAGGGAGGUUCCUUGGUGUGAGAAGGAGACCUUGGGGGAGGUAUGCUGCUGAGAUAAGGGACCCCACGACCAAGGAAAGGCACUGGCUUGGGACCUUUGACACUGCCCAAGAGGCUGCCCUGGCCUACGACAGGGCUGCCCUCUCCAUGAAAGGCAUCCAAGCCAGGACCAACUUCAUCUAUACUGACACCCACAUCUCCACCUUCCAUUCCCUCCUCACUCCUUUCCACUCACAAACCUUCGUUCCACCACCAAUGCCACCACCUCCAACCCAACCACACCACCUCAUUGGCACUGCAUCCAUGCAAACUACCAAUCAGAGUAUGCCAAGCCACAGCCAAAUGAGCCGCUUCACCUUCCAACCGAGUGGCGGCAGUAGCACCACCCCUGCCUUCGGUUCAUCGGUGGAGACCGGCAUCGAUAAAGACUUCCUAUUCUCCGACGACAGUAGGUCUGGUUACUUGAGCAGUAUAAUCCCUGAGAGCUGCCUCAGGUCCUCCCCAAGACACUCUUCCCCCAGCCAGCAUAACAACAUCUCGUGUGAGUUGAAUGCUCCAAUCCUUUCCCCUCCUAACCAAGUUAAGAGUCAUGGAUCAAGUAGUGCCUCCUCUUAUUCUGCAACAAAUGGGGCAUUUUUUGAUGCCUAUGGUGGAGUGGGUGCAAUGAGCUCAGAGGACUUCUCUUGCUUCACAGAAAUGAACAGUGAUUUCUGGGUGGAUGAGCCAUUAUGGGAACUUAGUGCAUGUGAGUUCCCUGCCAGCAAUGCUAGCAGCAUGGGGGAUCUUAGCACUUCUUUGAUGCAAGGUCCAGCUUGUGUGUCAUUGCCUCAGGCUUCAGAGUCGUACUCUCCAUCAACUUCCUCACUAUCUAAUGUUUUUGACUUAGGCUACUCCCUUAUUGGAGAGCAUUAG